AUGAGCCUGCUUGCAGAGUUGGUCGAGGAAGGGGAGGAUGCGGAGGGGCUGGCAUAUCUAGGUGAGCAGGCCCUAGCAGAGCUUGCAGCGCAGAAUGAGCAGCUUGAAGUGGACUGUCGUGGGCUUGAGGCCCAUUGCCGCGACUUGGAGCGCGCGGGCUGGCCGGUGCCUUGCAAGCUGGAAGAUGUAAUCCUGGCAUCGGAGACUGUCGAGGAGGUGCCUGCUGAACCUGAAGCCAACCUUUCGGAACACGUGUCCUUGGUCGUGGCCGCGGAGGCUGCUGCCAAGUCCGCACUGGAUGCAAAGACUUCUGCAGAAGAAGCCGCUAUUCAGGUUGGAAAAGCAUUGGGAAACACAGCAGAGACAAUGGAAUCAGAGCGACUACAUGAGCUGGCAUCGCCUGUGAUCUCGCGCGCUGUCGCAACUCUGUUUCAGAGUGUUCAGGGAGAUGCAGUGUCACCAGCCAAAGCUGCAGCCAAUGCAGCCAUGGCUGCUGGCUUAAGCGCAGAUGUAGCGGCCAGCACCGGGUUUGUUGCAGCAGGACUUGUUGCAGGAAAGCAGGCUCUUCAAGGUGGGAGCGAUCUGAACAGAUCCGCUGAAGCCGGCUGCAAGAUGACUAUGGACCUAGCCCAAGCUGCAGGCCUCUCAGCCGAGGAGGCUACCUUUCUCGCGGCGCGGACUGCUAGCGAGAUUGCAUCCGAAGCAUCUCGCAGCGCUGGUAAGACCUGUGAAAGGGUGGUGGAAGAUGCUGCGGACGCUGCCAAGAGGCUUGCGAAGCCAGGCUCAUCAAGCUUGUCCGCACGCCUGGGAGUCCAGGCAGCUGGCAGAGCAGCCGCAAAUACAGUGGCGAUGCAAGCUCCUGCUUUGGACGCCGCUCAAAUUGCAAAGAACGUCAGCAGUGCGGUUGCGGCUAUCACACGUGAGGCAAUCCCGGAUGUAGAAGACCGGCAUGAGGUGGUUGCGGAAGUGAACCGUGCAGCGGGCCGUGUGGUGGAAGAAGCAAUGGCUGCAGUCAUCAUGAAGGCUUCCGAGGGAAAAGCAACGCCUCAGGCUCCUGCAUCUCCACAGCAGGAGACAACAGAUCAAGAUGCACGGGUGAAGGAAUUGCUUAAGGCACGUGAGAAGUCGUUUGCAGCCAUGGCAGACAUGCAGGAGCGCUGUGCCAGCCAGCAAAGCGAGAUGGAGAGGCUGGUGCGAGAACGAGCUGGCGAUCAGGAAGAACUCUUGAAGCUGCGCCAGCAGCUGCGUGGUUUGGAGCAGCAGCUGCCAGACCCCUACCAUGAGCAGCUGCAAGAAGCAGAUCAGAUGGACAGUCUGAGCGUGACUACUGGGGACGAUACGUCCUCUCUGGCAGAGAGCCUGGCCGGGAGUGCCCGCAGAAUGCGGAAGAAGCGAAACGCUCGUGCAGGACAGGCCUUUCGACAGGCCAAGUGCUUGGAUGAAGGUGUGGACAUAAGUGCGGUGGAAGGAGAUGUUGAUCCAGAAGAACAGCUGAUUCGAGUAUUGGUCUCCAAGUCGCAUGCAUCACCGCUCUGGCGAGAUCUGCUAAUAUUCAUCCUCGAAAAGGCGGGACACGCUACUGCAUCUGACGUAGAGAUCAAGAAGGAGCUGCAGCUCAUGGCCUAUCAAGUCAAAGAGAAGUUGAGCUCGUUGGAGGGCACAGCACCAUCGCGGGAGGGCAUGUUGGAGACCAUGUUGAAGACGGUGGGCAAAGUCACCGACCAGGCUGUGGAUUCCGCUGUCUUAUAUGUGACCCAGGAUUCGCCUAAGCACUCCACAGACGCAGAGGAGGUGGUCAAGCAAGCCUUUGCCCCUGAGGCGAGGGAUCCAGCACAGGCCGGCGCUGACGCAUUCAAGCAAAAUGCUCGGCUAAGACUGGCAGCGCGACGGAAUCGACAGCGAGGUAGUGUCUUAAGUGUUGCGGCAUCUAUCUCUUCAAAGCCAGGCAGCUGA
This is a messenger RNA of Symbiodinium pilosum, 1953 nucleotides long. The record is from the annotation of a GenBank genome assembly. Lineage: Eukaryota; Dinophyceae; Suessiales; Symbiodiniaceae.